This is a messenger RNA of Australozyma saopauloensis, 3504 nucleotides long. RefSeq names its product DNA-directed RNA polymerase I core subunit (gene RPA135). The coding region runs from base 1 to 3504 and encodes 1167 amino acids. Gene Ontology annotation, cellular component: nucleus; RNA polymerase I complex. Gene Ontology annotation, biological process: DNA-templated transcription. Gene Ontology annotation, molecular function: DNA binding; ribonucleoside binding. The record is from RefSeq and is a predicted model, not a curated record. NCBI's taxonomy places the organism in Eukaryota, Fungi, Ascomycota, Pichiomycetes, Serinales, Metschnikowiaceae. The transcript has a single exon.
AUGGGUGCCAAAUUCAGGACGCUAGAACGUGAGCAGCGGUUCCAAAACCCUCCUACGGACCAAUCCGUAUACCCCUUGCUUCGUGACGCAGUCUCGCCUCACAUUGGCUCCUUCAAUGCCUUGACCGAUGGCCCCGAUGGCGGUCUUUUGAAUCUCGCAGUAAAGGAUAUCGGUGUCAAGACCAUCUUUGACUCUGGCGAUGAAAACAGACUCGGAAACAAGUUGAAGAUCAGAGUCGAUGCGGUGCAGUUGGCCCGUCCUGCUGUCGCUCCAAACGAUAAGCUUUCAGUCUCGCGUAGAACGUUCCCAAGUGAAUGUAGAGAAAGAAUGGUCACAUACAGAGGUAAGCUCAUGAUGAAGGUGGCUUGGACCGUCAACGAUGGUGAAGAGGUCAGCGAGGUGCGUGACGGUGGUCUUGUUCCGAUCAUGUUGCAGUCCAACAGAUGUCACUUGGAGAAGAUGUCGCCUAAAGAGUUGGUUGACCUGAGAGAAGAGUCCGAUGAAUUGGGUGGUUAUUUCAUUGUCAACGGUAUCGAGAAGUUGGUCCGUAUGCUUAUUGUGCAAAGAAGAAACCAUCCCAUGGCCUUGAUCCGUCCCUCGUUCGGCAACAGAGGUAACCUCUACACCAAGUUUGGUGUGCAGAUCAGAUGUGUGCGCCCAGACCAAACGUCCCAGACAAACGUCUUGCAUUAUUUGAGCAAUGGUGAUGUGACGUUCCGUUUUUCGUACAGAAAGUCCGAGUACUUGGUCCCUGUAGUGAUGAUCUUGAAGGCUUUGGUCGAGACCAAUGACCGUGCUAUUUUCGACGGUAUCAUCGGUUCCGAUACGAGCUCCUCUUUCUUGACCGAUCGUUUGGAGUUGCUUUUGCGUAACUACAAAGCCUACAAUCUUAACUCAAAGAACGAAACCUUGGCUUACUUGGGUGACAAGUUUAGAGUCGCCUUUGGUGCCACCAUCGAUGUCUCCGAUAUUGACGUCGGUAAAGAGGUUCUCAACAGAAUCGUGCUUGUCCACUUGCCUGACAACGCGGACAAAUUCCGCAUGCUUUUGUUUAUGAUCAGAAAGCUUUACACCUUGGUCGCAGGUGACUGUGCUCCUGACAAUCCAGAUGCUACCCAGCAUCAAGAAGUCCUUUUGGGUGGUUUCUUGUACGGUAUGAUUAUCAAGGAGAAGAUCGAGGAGUAUUUGCAGAACAUCAAGACACAAAUUAACUCCGACGUCAGUCGUGGUGUCACUGUUAACUUCAACGAUAGAAGAUAUAUGUCAAAGGUUUUCCAAAAGGUCAAUGAGAACAUUGGUCAAAAAUUGCAAUAUUUCUUGUCUACUGGUAACUUGGUGUCUCAAUCUGGUUUGGAUUUGCAACAAGUUUCCGGUUACACUGUUGUUGCUGAGAAAAUUAAUUUCCAUCGUUUCAUUUCCCAUUUCAGAAUGGUCCAUAGAGGUUCGUUCUUCACAGAAAUGAAAACCACUACCGUCAGAAAGUUGUUGCCUGAAUCUUGGGGUUUCUUGUGCCCUGUCCACACUCCCGAUGGUUCUCCAUGUGGUUUGUUGAACCAUUUGGCUCAUAAAUGUCAAAUUGCUGUUAAGGCUUCUGAUGUCUCUGGUGUUCCUGCUGCUUUGGCCCAGCUUGGUGUUUCUCCUGUGGAUACAUUCGCAGCCGGCCCCAAGAUGUGCUGUGUCCAAUUGGACGGUAAGAUCAUCGGAUGGACCACCCAUGAACAAGGUAAGUUGGUUGCAGAUGCCUUGAGAUUGUGGAAAAUUGAAGGUAAACACAAUCUUCCUCGUGAUUUGGAGGUCGGUUAUGUUCCACCUUCGUCUAAGGGACAAUACCCAGGUUUGUUCCUUUUCGGUGGCCACGCCAGAAUGAUGAGACCAACAAAGUACUUGCCUCUUGACAAGGAAGACAUUCUUGGUCCAUUCGAGCAGGUAUACAUGAACAUUGCAGUUACCCCCGCUGAGAUUGUGAAGGGCGUCCAUACCCAUGUUGAAUACUCUCCUACUAAUAUCUUGUCCAUUUUGGCCAACUUGACUCCAUUCUCCGACUUCAAUCAGUCUCCAAGAAAUAUGUACCAAUGUCAAAUGGGUAAGCAAACUAUGGGUACGCCUGGUGUGGGACUCAAACACAGAUCCGACAAUAAGCUUUAUCGUCUACAGACUGGUCAGACCCCAAUCGUCAAAGCAAAUUUGUAUGACGAUUAUGGAAUGGACAACUUUCCAAAUGGAACCAACGCUGUGGUUGCUGUCAUUUCCUACACCGGUUAUGAUAUGGAUGACGCUAUGAUUAUCAAUAAGUCUGCCGAUGAGAGAGGAUUUGGUUAUGGUACAGUUUACAAGGUCGAGAAAGUUGACCUUGGCCAAAGCCGUAAGAGAGGAGAUCCAAUCACUCAGCAUUUCGGCUUGGGAGACGAUGAAUGGCCUGCUGAGUGGAAGGAGAAGCUUGACGACGAUGGACUUCCUCUUAUCGGUGUUAAGGUUGAAGAGGGUGAUCCAAUUUGUGCAUUCUACGACGAAACCUCAGGUAGAACAAAGGUUAAGACCUACCACUCCAGUGAACCUGCUUACAUUGAGGAGGUCAAGCUUUUGGGUGACGAAGCAGCUGAUCAAGAAUGUCAGCAGCUCACUAUCAAAUUCCGUGUCAGCAGAACUCCAUUAAUUGGUGACAAAUUCUCCUCCAGACACGGACAGAAGGGUGUUUGCUCUCGUAAAUGGCCAACAAUUGACAUGCCAUUCUCUGAAUCUGGUAUUCAACCUGAUGUCAUUAUUAAUCCUCAUGCGUUCCCAUCUCGUAUGACUAUUGGUAUGUUUGUUGAGUCCCUUGCCGGUAAGGCCGGUUCUCUUCAUGGUCUCUCGUAUGAUGCUACCCCUUGGAGCUUCAGUGAGAGCGAUACUCCCGCUGAUUUCUUUGGUGAGCAAUUGAGAGCUGCUGGUUAUAACUAUCACGGUAAUGAGCCAAUGUACUCCGGUGCUACCGGUGAAGAGCUCAGAGUGGACAUCUAUAUCGGAGUUGUUUACUACCAGAGAUUGAGACAUAUGGUCAACGACAAGUUCCAAGUCAGAUCCACUGGACCGGUCAACUCUUUGACCAUGCAACCUGUGAAGGGUCGUAAGAGAAACGGUGGUAUCCGUGUCGGUGAGAUGGAAAGAGAUGCUUUGAUUGGACAUGGUACUUCUUACUUGCUUCAAGAUAGAUUGUUGAACUCUUCUGAUUACGCGCAAACACCAAUCUGUCGUAGCUGUGGCUCUUUGCUAAAUACGCAGAAGUCAGUUCCACGUAUUGGCUCUUUGGCCUCGAUUAGAUGUCGUGGCUGUUCAGAGAAGUUGGAAGUCAUAACGAAAAAGGGUGUUUACGUGAACGAGGCGGAUAUAUGGGAGGAUGGCCAUGGUGUCAAAUUUGUCGGUGGAGAUGACACAACAACCGUGGCUAUUCCAUUCGUGUUGAAAUACUUGAACUCUGAAUUGGCCGCCAUGGGUAUUAAGAUGCGCUACAAUGUUGAACCCAAAUAA